Alligator mississippiensis (American alligator) is the source of this 2054-nucleotide messenger RNA. RefSeq lists its product as uncharacterized. The coding region runs from base 1335 to 2054 and encodes 239 amino acids. The transcript is spliced from 3 exons. Lineage: Eukaryota; Metazoa; Chordata; Crocodylia; Alligatoridae. The record is from RefSeq and is a predicted model, not a curated record.
UUACAGAAGAGUUUGAGGAAGGGUUGGACAACUGGCCAGUCCCUUUCUCUCUUCCUUCUUUUAUUUGCUUUUAAAGCUAGGCAAGAGGAUCACCAGGCCAUGCCCAGCCAAGGUGCCCCCAACACAAGGUCUGUUCUAUUUUACUUGGUCUGCAGGUUUCCAGGUCCGUUUCAAAGAAAUUGGACAGCCAAGUGUGUGCACCAGGCGAGGAGAACACCUUAAGCUACAGGGAUCACGGCUCCAAAUUAUGGAGUUUCUUAUUGAAAAUCCUCCUCCUUUUUCCACCCUUUCACUUUCACAACUUCAGCCUCGCCCCUGAGCAUGUACCUAUUUCCAUCAUGUUGACCCACAGACAUGAGAACCUUCCUCACUGACAUCACUUCAGGAUACAUUUCCCUGAUUAAAUCAGGAUCCGGGUGCUUAAGUAUUUCAUGCAAGCUUGUGAGACUUCAUGGCAGUUUUGGUUUCUCUUAGCGAUUGGCUGACAUCAGCGAACGAGGCACAACAAAGCCAGUCCAGAGGAGGAUUUUUCCUAGAGAUCUCUCAGCUGAGGGUGAGCAGGUAAGGAUUAGGUAAUUGGGUAAACCACCCUGAGGCUCACAUCCUAGUGGAGGUGACAAGGAAGUGAGGGUCUCUUCUGAUUUCAGACCCAGGGCCUGCAUUUCAGAAACAGGUAAAGACUAAUUCUGCAUCCACAGAGACCUUCCUUAAGAGUAACCUUUCCUACCAGCUCCAUAUGUAGGAGGCAGGAGCUGGGCAUGGUCCAGAAGCAACACUCUGAAUGGGACAGGAUAAGAAAUGUUUGUGUUUUAACCUGUGUGUGUUUCGUAUCUCUGAUCCAGACAGGUUUUUUCCUGAACUGUGAACCUGAAGCCACCAAAUGGUUCCUGAUGCAGGGUCUCCUUCAGAGCCAGAAUGGAUACGGCAUGGUGCACAGCCAGUGUGGACAGGAACACUGGAUGUCAUUAGAGUAAAUGUAGCUUGAGAUAUAUUGAUAGUGCAGAGCUGGGGAAUAGAUCCUUUCCUUGGCAUUCACAGGGAUAAAGACACACCAUAAGUAGAAGAGACGCAGGAGGAAGGAGAAGUGAGAAGUGCAGAUUCGUGAAGGGGAAGGGGCUCUCCAAGGUGCUAUGUUCAAACCAACCUAAUGAUAAGAUCUUGUAGUCCCUUUUCAUCUAGCGGACCUCACACUCGCUGGCUACAGCUCCAAGAAGGCAGCAGAGGCUCCAGAGAAGAGCGGCAGGACCCCUCAGUGCCUGGGCAUAAAGCGGAUCAUGACACCCCCAAAGGGUCUCUGAGCAUCUGCCCAGCAGCACUCCAUCCCCCAGGGCAAGAUGGACAGGCUGAGGCGGAUGUUGAAGAACAGGACAACGAAGGUGUCCCCAGGGGAGGAGGACAGCAGAAGGAGGCCCGGGCCAAAGGAGGAGGGGAGGCCUGGUGGUGCAGAGGAGGUGAAAUUCAAGACCGGGUGGUGGACAUGCCUGCUCUGCUGGAGCUGGAAACCUGUAGCUCCCAGAACAAAGACCGUGGAGGGAGAGGAGCCCUCUAUGAAACCAAGGAGGUGGCCCCAGCUCCGGCUGGGCCGGCAAGACCCAUCACAGGAAGACUACCAGGCAGGACUACCAUGUAGCUCCCCUCCCAGGGCACCCAGCCACCAGGAGCUGUGCCCUGAAAUCAUGCCGGAGGAGGCAGCCCCCUGCACUGUCAUGGAGGGGGACCCAGCUUCCCUGGGGCAGGAGGUCAGCAAGCCCUGCCCAAGCCCCAGCCUCAGCUCCAGCUCCAGCUCCUCCCGGGGAGACCUUGACAGCUCUGUGGAGUCCAGGAGCAACCUGCCCCAUGGCACCACCAUGAAAGUGAUUCCCUACCAGCCAGACAAGGAGAUGGAGGAAGGGCACAAGGGUGAAGACCUGAUGCUGCUGGAGGAAGAAGCCCUCACAGAAAUCAUACUUCACCUCCAGGGCCAAGAAAAGGUAGGAAACUUCCCCAGGGGAGCUCGCACACAGCCUACCCUUGACUCCCACCUUCCAGCCUUUGGGGGCAGCCAUGCCACAUGA